AUGGAUAAUGUCGACGGUUUCAAGGCGCCUUCGACCUUGCCACAAGACCUACUCUUGAUUAAUGAGCUUAUUGGGGAGAUUCCACCUCCCCCGGCCUUCCCCAAGGGAAUUCGUGAAGCAGAGCGAUCUGACGAAGACAUCGCAAGUUCCAACGGAGACGUCGAUAGCGAAGACGAAGUAGAAGCUCGCCUCAAGUGUAUAUCGGACCACGAAGAUACUGACCCAUUGGACUCCGACUUGGAAGAUGACUCUUCUUCCUCUGAUUCUGAAUCAGACCAGUCAAUAUCCGGCAAGGCCUCGCACCCUGGGAAACGAGCCAACAUUGAUCUUGCUGCUGAAGAUGAAGACGGCGAGGACAGCGGGCUGAAACCGCAAGGCUAUCUGAAAACACAGCAUGAAAUCACGGAACUGGCUAUCACCAUCCCAGAAGCCUCCGAGGUUCCUUCCGAUGAAGAAUUGGAAAAAGUUGGCGAAGUGAUGACUGUUCUUCCUCAGACUGUGGUCAUCAAAGGAAUCCCGGCUCCUGUCACCGGCCGCGCGUCAGAGAAGGCUCUGGACAGCGAGACAUUAUUGGUUCUGGAGGACCGAAGGGUCCUCGGUUAUAUCUACGAGACAUUUGGACCAACACAUCAACCUUUAUACCAGGUUCAAUUCAACGACUCCUAUCCCCUUGUACCUGGUAAAGUGCAGGUAUCCCAGCCCGUUUUCCAUGUCCCUCGCCGCAGCCAUUUCGUUUUUCUCAACGAGUUGAAACACUCGAAGGGGAGCGACGCAAGUAAUAUCCACGACGAAGAACCCGCCGCUCACGAGCUUGAUUUCUCUGACGACGAGGAAGAAGCUGCCUUCAAGAGGGCAGCCAAGAUGAAACGGAGGCGCUCGGAUUCGCGUGCUGGGUCCGUUAUACCAUCAAGGCACACCACUCCUACUCCUUCACAGAUGCGGGACCAAGAUCUUGCUGGCGAACCUACGUACGAUGGCAAUCCUUACGAUCAGUUUGGACCUUACGAUGGUGAUGCUGUCGCCGGGCCUUCGCGAGCAGCACCGCUUCCAUACGAUGACCCUUACUCGGACGUGUAUGGGACCGAUAUCGACCAAGGAGUUCCUUCCAGUGAACCACCGACGUCCGUGUUUGAGCAUCAGUCUCACUUCACCACCACCGCCGUCAACUCUUGCGGAGAAGGACCCUUUGAAGACUCGCAACUUCAACGUGCUGCAGAGUAUUCUCGGGAUCGAGAUGCCAUUCGUGGUCGUGGCCGUGGCCGCGGUCAGCGCCGGGAGGAUAAUCGACCUCGAGGUAAUCGUGGUCGCGGGGUUAAUCGGGACUCGCGAAGAGAUGUCCGACAUACAUCAUCAAAUCGUGGCCCGCAUUUGACCAGUGACACUGCCCAACGGGCUUGGGGCACCUCGCAGCGGCAGCAAACAUAUGCAGCCCACGCUCCAGGGAUGUCCUCUCAUCGGCCUCUGUCACCGACUUCACAAGCUAUUGCCAGAGCUACAGGCCAGUAUUUGGACGUUCACGGCCCCACCAACGUCCAACAGCCUACUUAUCCGGCGAAUGAUGUCUGGAUUCACCAGAGUCCGUUCUCUUACGGACAGCAGUUAUACUACCAACAACCUCAUGUCGAUCCAUUCAUACAACCGCACAUCAACCCGCGAUUCGCUGCCUCUUUUGGCAUGGGGCAUCAGUAUGGUCUAGGAUCGCCCGGACAUGCGAGCGUCGGGAGAGGGUGGAGUUCCUCGGCGUGGUCGGAUAGUGUAAAUUACGAGGUACAGAAAGACAAUCACAAUUAG
Messenger RNA from Punctularia strigosozonata HHB-11173 SS5, 1791 nucleotides. Its product is annotated as NAF1-domain-containing protein. The transcript is spliced from 4 exons. Gene Ontology annotation, cellular component: sno(s)RNA-containing ribonucleoprotein complex. Gene Ontology annotation, biological process: ribosome biogenesis; box H/ACA snoRNP assembly; pseudouridine synthesis. The coding region runs from base 1 to 1791 and encodes 596 amino acids. The record is from RefSeq and is a predicted model, not a curated record. Gene Ontology annotation, molecular function: RNA binding. Lineage: Eukaryota; Fungi; Basidiomycota; Agaricomycetes; Corticiales; Punctulariaceae.